This is a messenger RNA of Caenorhabditis bovis, 1053 nucleotides long. Lineage: Eukaryota; Metazoa; Nematoda; Chromadorea; Rhabditida; Rhabditidae. The record is from the annotation of a GenBank genome assembly.
AUGUUAUUCCGCCUUAUUAUAUUGAUUGUUUCAAUCGGCUGGAUCAAUUGUGAUCUUCCAACUGAACUCGAUCCCUUCCUUGAGAAGCUUUUCGAGUUUGAAGAAUGUGAGGAGUUCAUUUCGUCGGCCGAUUAUACGAAUGUUGCCACUUCAAAAUGUGAUCCACACGUGUGUGAUUUCCCUCGUCAACUAUGUGCCAGACCUGCUUCCAAGUUCCAGGACAAUGCAGCAAAUACUUGUAGAAACAUUCCUAAUGAGUGUUUGACUGCAGCAAAUGGAGGUGUUCCAGUGAGAUCAGUACGACCAGCAACACCGAAACCAUUUAUGCCACUGGUGCCACCUGGUGGACAAGGAAUGUUUAGUGGAGGUGUUGUGUCAAAACCGUCGAAUCCAAUGAGAAUUUGCACAAUGGACGCGCCGACGGGAAGAUUUUGCGGAUUUCGGCCAAUGUACACCUACAAUAAGGAAACAUUCCAAUGCGACGAAUUUUGGUUUCCUGGAUGCCGUACGUCUGAAACUAAUGCAAAUCUUUUCGACGAUUAUCAGGAAUGCCAGAAGAUUGCAGAUAUGUGCAAACCAAAACCCACAACUCGGCCACCACCACGCCCAACUCCGCAGCCUCCUCGGCCAACAAAUCCUAGAACAGCUCCAAAACCAACGACACCGCCAACAUCUCCAAUCGUUGACGUGAUUAGUAAAUUUGGUGGAGGCGGAGCAGGAAACAAUAAAGUAGGGCAAGGAGCUCUAGGAGCAAUCGGAAUGUUUACGGGUAGCGGUCUCGGUGAGACAGGACAAGGCCCACUGGGAAAUUUCGUACCAAAUCCUCAAGCAGGAAAUGGAGCUGGAACAGGUGGAGCUGGAGCAAACGGGGAGGGACCAGAUCUUGGACUAUUCGGACUGAUUCAACAAGGAAUAAUGGGAGCACAAGCGGCUGGAAAGGGUGGAAACGGAGGAAAAGAAGCAGCUUCAAAAGCAGCGGGACAAAUUCUUCAGCAAUUCACAGGAUUUGACCUCGGAGGAUUAGGAAACAAUUUCGGAGGACUUUUCGGAUAA